AUGGGUAAAGCCUGCGUCUACCUGGUGACAGGAGGAUGUGGUUUUAUUGGGGAGAAGAUCGUAGAGCUCCUGUCUCAACAAGACUACAUCAAAGAAGUCAGAGUUUUUGAUUCAGUAGCAAGAGAAGCAGUAGAAAAAUUCACCACAGCUACCACUCAUGUGACAGUGAUGAAAGGAGACAUUCGAGACUACAAUCUGCUCCUUGCUGCCAUGCGGGGAGUUCACGUGGUUAUUCACACAGCUGCUAUUGUGGACUACAGAAACACUGUGCCCUUUUGGGAAAUGAGAGCUGUCAACGUUGGGGGUACUGAAAACGUGUUAAAGGCCUGCUGUGUCCUGAACAUCCCGUACGUUGUCUACACAAGCUCCAUUGCUGCGGUGGGACCCAAUACAUUGCAUGAGCCCAUGUUCAGAGGAAAUGAGGACACCAAAUACAGUGGGGAAGUGGAGCUGCCUUACGGGAAGACAAAGGCCAUGGCAGAAAAACUUGUAUUUGAAGCCAACGGAAAAAAGCUCAGCAACGGUGGUAAACUCACAACCUGCAUCAUCCGUCCAAACACAGUGUAUGGGGAAAAGGCAACAUUCCUUCAAGAGCUGUAUUUGCUUGCCAAAGCCAGGAACGGUGUCUUGAACUACCUAGAGCCUGAAAACACGGAACGUAAUUACACAUACGUGGGGAAUGUUGCAUGGAUGCAUGUUCUUGCAGCGAGGAACUUGCAGCUGAAACCAGACUUACUCGCAGGACAAGUGUACUAUUCCUAUGAUGACACUCCAACAAGAAAAUGUUUUCUGAUGAGGCAUGAGCUGUUGUCCUCUGUGGACCCCUCAGUGAGACUGGGCUCACACAUCCCUUACUGGAAGAUGUGGUUAAUGAUACAAUUGCACAGGGUAAUCAAGGUCCUCUUGUACCCUUUCUGGAAGCCACAGCCUUUCCUAAAUUUCCCUUUGCUGAACACGAUAGUCACCACCUUCUCCUAUGAGACAGACAAAGCCUCCAGGCAUUUUGGGUACCAACCUCUCUUCACCUGGAAGGAGAGCAAGCACAAAACUGCCCAGUGGUUGAAAGCAGCCACAGGGAACCUGGGACCCCCCGAGCUUCAUGAAAAGGAGAACUAA
Gavia stellata (red-throated loon) is the source of this 1116-nucleotide messenger RNA. RefSeq names its product hydroxy-delta-5-steroid dehydrogenase, 3 beta- and steroid delta-isomerase 7 (gene HSD3B7). Gene Ontology annotation, molecular function: 3-beta-hydroxy-Delta5-steroid dehydrogenase (NAD+) activity. Lineage: Eukaryota; Metazoa; Chordata; Aves; Gaviiformes; Gaviidae. Gene Ontology annotation, biological process: steroid biosynthetic process. The coding region runs from base 1 to 1116 and encodes 371 amino acids. The record is from RefSeq and is a predicted model, not a curated record. The transcript has 6 exons.